UUCACCGAAAAUGCACUGGGCCUCUGACAGUACUGUAGGCGCCUGUGUUUACUUCAAAUGCAGUGGCUUCCGGGCACAAGAUUCUGUGUAAGUUCACUGCUCACCUUGCGGAUCUCAACAUGGUCCGCCCAGCACCACUUGCCUGCACGGAAUGUCGCAAGCAACACCUCAAAUGCGACGCAAAGACACCGUCAUGCUCCCGCUGUCUUGAAAAUCGAUUCAAUUGUCUGUAUUUACCCUCACGGCGGGGAGGAAGGCGGAAGACUCAGGGUGCGACUCAACAACAGCCCCUAGCUACAACUCCCAGCUAUCCUCGUCUUCUACAGCAGCAGCCAAUGACUUCGCAUCUAGCUACACCAAGCACGAUCAUCCCCCACCAUGCUUCUAGUGUCAAUAUGACAGAGGUAUCGCCUUCCUCCUCGGGGCAGCAAGACCUUCCGAUCCAGUUAGCGGAGGAUAUUCAAGACCCAACUGAGUCCGAUGCCCGGCUGGUUCGCCUGUAUUACGAGAACUUUCACUCUGCGCACCCAAUCUUGGUCCCCGCUCCUCUUUAUGAGGAGCGCAAAUAUCCGAAGUAUUUGCACGAGGUGGUUGUCCUGAUAGGAAGCCAUUUCUUGCCGCAGUCGAGUGCGUCGCUAUCUGAAUCAGCACUGGCUGAGUUGAGCGCCAGCGGUGAGAGGACUCCGUGCAAAGUUCAGGCCCUUCUCCUUUACUCAAUACUGCUAUGCGCCCGCGAAGAAUGCCCGCAAGCCCAGAUCAUGUUCUCUACUGCGGUUGACAUCGCUUUGGAGCUGGGCAUGUACCGACGAGACUUUGCGACAACAUCAUGCGACGAAAGAGACGUUGAAGCAGAAAGUCUGCGCAGGACGUGGUGGGAGCUCUUCACCGUGGACGUCUAUAUGGCUGCUUUACAGAAAAAGGUCGUCCUGCGAUGCAGCAGCGUUCCAUAUGACGUUGCCCUGCCUUGUGAAGAAUCGGCCUAUGUCAACCAUUCGAACAUCCCAACCCCGCCAACCCUUGCUGGAUUCAACAAACGGAUUUUCACUGCUGACGAUGAUGAUGAUGGCGAGGCUGACCAGUCUCGGUAUUCAUCUUUCAGUUAUCGUAUUGAAGCAGUGUGUAUUCUGGCUCGUGUCAUCGUGCUUAACAGUUUACCCGAGACACACAGGGACCAUCUGCAAGCUGUGGAAAAUGCGCUUGUCAGCUGGACAAACCACCUCCCAUCAACCAAAGUGGACAUUGUGGAUAUGUACGGCAGCAUUGAUGAAAUGCUCUUUCAAGCACAUACAACAAUUCAUUAUGCGGCCAUGCUUCUACAUCUCCCGAGAAGCAAUCUGCGACCUGCUCUGCCAGACACAGGGGCUCCCAUCAGUCCAGUAAUCCCAUCCCGUCUCUCGCCAUCGUUUACCCGGCAUGUCCACGACAUUAAAGCCACAGAAGCCUCUAAGCAACUGUCGAAUCUGCUGUCUGUGCGACCAAGCGUUCAGAGAUAUAGUCCGUUUGUCGUGUUUGGACUUGUGCUAUGCGGCAUGGUGCAGCUUGCUACCAGUCGAAUCCAUCCGCCGGAGUGUUCGGAUCAUCACUGUAACCGCAUAAUCCUUGUUCUUGGCUGUCUGAAGACGUUGAAAAACAAGUGGUCAGUAGCCAACAGGGCUCACCAUUAUCUAAGAAAUGCAGCGUCGGAAACCUUUACGGCUUGGAUCGAGUCUCGCUAUCCACAGGCCAGUGGCAGUGCACCGCCAGCCUCCCGCAUUGAUGCUUCGAGCAAUUCUUCGACUAUCGAUAGUAGUGCAUGGAUCGUUGCCCCUGGGAUUCCGGGUGCCUUACGCUCAGCAGACGCGGAUGUUCAGGGCCUCUUCUCACCUGGGCUUCUCUCGGCUUACAUUGAUCCCACUUGCAGCGAACCACUGCUCUUGCACACGAUGCCCGACCUCGAUUUCACAUAAUCUGCAGCUUGAUUCCCCAUCAAGCAACACUUGAGUCAUUGAGAGCAGAUUG
Aspergillus uvarum CBS 121591 is the source of this 1998-nucleotide messenger RNA. Its product is annotated as Zn(II)2Cys6 transcription factor. Lineage: Eukaryota; Fungi; Ascomycota; Eurotiomycetes; Eurotiales; Aspergillaceae. Gene Ontology annotation, molecular function: DNA binding; zinc ion binding; DNA-binding transcription factor activity, RNA polymerase II-specific. The record is from RefSeq and is a predicted model, not a curated record. Gene Ontology annotation, biological process: regulation of DNA-templated transcription; DNA-templated transcription. The transcript has a single exon. Bases 120 to 1946 code for a protein of 608 amino acids.